Molecule: messenger RNA, 803 nt
Organism: Fusarium redolens
Lineage: Eukaryota; Fungi; Ascomycota; Sordariomycetes; Hypocreales; Nectriaceae
Exons: 2
Coding region: 196-792 (198 amino acids)
Source: RefSeq, a predicted model, not a curated record
GAUAACUUCGUCAUUCUUCUGUUAUCGAUCUGUACAGUCACCAAUCCUCCUAUUGCCACACUAUACGACAAAUUCUCGAGUGCCCUUUACGCCACUUUCGCUAGAUUUGUCGCAAAGGUGACGCUUAGAACUUGAGUCAGUUCAAUUAAGGGACAGCCAGGGCCUUCAUUCGCCCUCGCGGCAAUAUAAGCGAGCAUGCGCUCGCAGCACCACUGCUUCGUCAACGUCCCAAUACCCCUCCACAUUCCUCACCAAGCUGUUCUCGACUACGUUCAAACAUACGAACCCGUCUUACGACACAAUCCCGGCAUGAGAUCUUGGGAAAAGUCACAUCUAGACUAUGAACUCGUCGCGAAUGAUCAUUUCUUCGACUCAUCAGAUCCAGGCCAGAGUUUACGUUGUUACCAAGCUUAUGAGGUAAUGAGACUUGGACCCGGCGUUCAGAGGGAUUUGAAAUGGCCGAUUAUCUUCCAGAGGGUACCGAAUGGGAUAGUCUCGAGAGUUGAUGCACCUGCGGGUGUGAUUAGCUGGACACAGUGGUAUGUUAGGCCAAGGCAGAGUGAAGCAUCGGCAGAAUCUGUUAGUACGCCUAGUACGGCUACACCAUCGAGUUCGGGGGAUGACGCGUGGGAGUUAUAUGGGAUUGUGACGAUUGAGGCUCAUCGUAUGUUGAUGCCGUGGUGUGCUACCAAGUCAGAAAGCUAUCAAGCUGCGAUUGGACAGGGGAUGGUGGAUGAUGUAUGUUCAAAGUUUAGUUCUGGAGAGAUUUCACGACAAUACGAGAUGCAUUAAGUGCGUGCUCA